This is a messenger RNA of Clonostachys rhizophaga, 1602 nucleotides long. The record is from the annotation of a GenBank genome assembly. NCBI's taxonomy places the organism in Eukaryota, Fungi, Ascomycota, Sordariomycetes, Hypocreales, Bionectriaceae.
AUGGCGACUCAACAGCAACGGAAGACAGAUGACGAGAUCACCGUGGAGCCCACAGUCACUCAGGAGGUCAUUGGUGAUGAGCCUAUUGAUUCUCAUCCCGUGGUCAAGAAUGGUGUCGUGGUCAGCUCGGCCACCAAAAAGCCCAACAAGAACUUGAAACUGGCUUGGCUAUACAUCUUUGACUGGUACCCAAGCCACUACAGUAAGGAAGAGAAGGCCCUUCUCAAGAAGCAGGACCGCAUCAUCCUUCCUCUUAUCUGUUUGUUAUUCUUUAUCAAGUGGCUUGACCAGUCAAACAUUACCAAUGCCUAUAACUCGGGGAUGAAAGAGGACCUUAAUAUCAAGGGAGUCGAGUACAACUUAUUCAGCACAUUUUACAACAUUGGUUACAUGAUCCUGGAAAUUCCAUCCAUGAUGAUCAUCUCUCGCCCCAAUCUGGCUCGUUGGUAUCUCCCAAUCUGCGAGACCCUGUGGUCAAUCAUUACGUUUAUUCAGUGCCGAAAUAAUAGCUCUCAAAUGAUAUUCGGCAUGAGAUUUCUCAUGGGCCUGUUUGAAACUCCUGCUGCUACCGGAUCGCUCUACAUUCUGUCCUCCUGGUAUCGCGCCGAUGAAGUAUUCAAACGAGCUGGAGUUUGGUACGUCUCCAGCAAUAUCGGCGCUGCUUUUGGUGGAUACAUGCAGGCCGCCGCUCAUGCUGGACUGGAUGGGAAGCUUGGCAUGGAGGGAUGGCGCUGGGUCUUCAUCGUGGAUGGUAUCAUUAGUCUCCCCAUUGCCAUCGCUGGUUUCUUCUUGUUUCCGGGUCUGCCAACAACAAAUCCUCGCGUCUGGUGGCUCAAAGAGUCGGAACAAAAGCUGGCUCAGGCGAGAAUGCAGGAUGAUGGUGUACGAAAGAGCCGGAAAAUUGGAAAGCGCAUGCUGAAGCGUGUCUUUACGCACUGGCACUUUUACUUUGCCGUCGCUACUUACACUAGCUUCCAAUUGACGACCUGGGUUGGCGGCCAGAUGGGUAUCUGGGUCAAGUCUACGGGCCAAUACUCUGUGGAACUGAUCAACAUUCUACCUACGGGUACGCAACUGAUGGCAAUUGUAUGCGGUAUCUUGGUUCCUCAGUUUGUCAUGGUCUACCCCAUCUGGAUGCCAGUCCUCUUUUCGGGGACAAUCUUGCUCUUUUCCAACAUUUGUCUCCGUAUCUGGUACAUACCCACUGGAAUGAAAUUCGCUACUUGGUUUCUGAUGGGAUUCAACUCCUGCAUUACUCCAAUGCUAUUCCCUUUUGUGCAUCUUAUCAUGAAGGAUGACAACGAAGCCAAGAGUUUCACUACUGGUGCUAUGAUGACAGUCGGCUGGGCUUUUUUCACGUGGUAUAACGUCGUGGUAUUCCCAGUUACAGAAGGGCCCCAGUGGACACGAGGCUUCACCGCAAGCAUUUGUCUCUGCGUCGUUUGGGUGUCUUUGUUCCUGACAGGCUACGUGCUUUGGCAGCGAGACAUAAAAAAGGGCCUGUAUAAAAACGCCAUCGAAGAAGAAGAAAAUGAAGAGAUACUGGAUGAGAAGAUGGAUCAAGCGCGGGCUGAUUCCUCCCACAUUGAGGAGAAGAAAUAG